Molecule: messenger RNA, 750 nt
Organism: Closterium sp. NIES-65
Lineage: Eukaryota; Viridiplantae; Streptophyta; Zygnematophyceae; Desmidiales; Closteriaceae
Source: the annotation of a GenBank genome assembly
AUGGCUCCCGUCGAACCGCCGCCUGCAGGCAGCGUGAUGACGUACGAGCAGCUGCGGCAGGCGAAAAUGCAGGCGACGCAGCGCGCGUUCGCGGAGCUGCAGAGCCUGUCGGCGGAUUUAACCCAGGAGACCCGCCGGCAGGCCGGCGAGAAUCAGCAGCAGAAGCAGCCCCGACGGACGUGGACGCGGCGAAAGCUCUUCGACAAAGUUCGCCGAUCCGGCAGGCUUCAGAACUCCCCUGUAACCCAAUACGUCGAGCUGGACGACAAAACGCCAGAGCGCAGCACUACACGCCGAACCCGAGCCUGGCAGCUUCGUCCCAUGGGCUCGGCAGGCUCGGCCGAGGCUGGGAUGGUGGUUCGGUGCGGGAAGGAGGUGUACACGGAGGAAGACCUGAGGAAGCUUCGAGGGCAUGUGAAGCCGUAUGACAUCAGCGUUGAGCGAUUCAAGAACAGGGUCUAUGACCCUGUGAAUGGGAAGACAUGCCACCAAUGCAGGCAAAAGACGUUGGGGCUGCGCACCGAGUGUGCGGCGUGCAAGGAUCGCUCUGUGUGCGGGCAGUUCUGCGGAGACUGCCUGUUCGUUAGGUACGGCGAGAACAUAGAGGAGGCGCUAGCUGACCCCACGUGGGAAUGUCCGGUGUGUAGGGACAUCUGCAACUGCUCCAUCUGCAGAAACCGCAAGGGAUGGGGACCCACUGGACCGCUCUUUCACAAGGUACUGUCCCUCGGGUUCCCUUUCACCGGGUAG